This is a messenger RNA of Pseudophryne corroboree (corroboree frog), 1476 nucleotides long. RefSeq names its product DNA replication and sister chromatid cohesion 1 (gene DSCC1). The coding region runs from base 232 to 1404 and encodes 390 amino acids. Gene Ontology annotation, cellular component: chromosome, centromeric region; chromatin; Ctf18 RFC-like complex. The transcript has 10 exons. The record is from RefSeq and is a predicted model, not a curated record. Gene Ontology annotation, biological process: mitotic sister chromatid cohesion; maintenance of mitotic sister chromatid cohesion. NCBI's taxonomy places the organism in Eukaryota, Metazoa, Chordata, Amphibia, Anura, Myobatrachidae.
GUUGAUUCUAUAUCCUAACACUGCACUGUGUGCUGCUGAUGGCAUGGUGCACAGGGUCCCCCUCCUCACAUCUGCACUGUGUGUCAACCUCUGUGCAUUGCCAUGGUAAAUGGUCUGCUGUAUCUGCUGUCAGGGCACUGUGUUUACAAUUGCCAUGGUCUAUGCAGCUGUCAUUCCUUCCGUGCCUCUGGCCAAUGGUAUAACUGCAGCGCCUGACUUACCGCCUGCAGAAUGAGUCGGUCCCUGGAGGAAGUGGCGGCAACUCUGCAAGUAGCCAAACUGAAUGUGGAGGAGCUGCGCAGCACGUUGCAGUGUCUGACGUUCAGCGAUACCUUCACGUCCGGUGAUUACAGCCUCCUGGAGCUGGAUGACGCGCUCUGUAAGGAGAUAGAGGCUGGCGGCAGCCUUGUGAUUCGCGGUGACAAAAGUGACCACGUUGUCGUCUGUAGUCAAGACAAAACCUAUGACAUGAAAAUCGCAGAUACCUCCAACAUGCUGCUAUUUAUCCCAGACGGUAAAACUCCCGACCAGUUGCCUUCCGACCAGCAACAGCUCAGUGUUACUCACUGCAAGGUUGCUGGCUUCUCUAGUCACUACUGGGAGCUGAAAAGGUGCAGGCCUAAACUAAGGAACCUAAAGAAACUUCUACUAGAAAACCCUUAUGAAGGACCAGAGAAUGAGCGAGACACAAGCCAGAACAUUCAGCUGUACAAAACUGAGGACCUGCUCAGCUUGAUUCAAGCAAGCUACGAAGAAUUAUUGGAACACCUGAAAGUCAUACAUGCCUGCAGUAUUAAUGGAUUUUGGAGACUUCUGGACUUUGAUUAUGAAAUGAAGCUUCUGAAUCACAUCAGCCAGUUAAUGGACUCCGAGUCGUGGUCCUUCAGCCGGGUACCUCUGAAAGUUUGUCUGGACGAGCUUCGGCCUCUUGAGCCUGAAGAGAUGAUUCAGCACUGUCUGGAUUGCUAUGGGAAGAAGUUCACUGAGGAUGACGAGGUGCUCUACGCAUUAGAUGAAGACAAGAUCUGCAGCGCCACCGCUCAGAUGCUGCUGCAGAACGCGGUGAAGUUUAAUCUGUCCGAGUUCCAGGAAGUUUGGCAGCAAAGUGUUCCUGAGGGUAUGACGGCCAGGCUGGACCAGCUGAAAGGACUUGCUUUGGUGGACCGAACUUCCCGGCCGGAGACCAUCUUUCUUCUGAAGACGGAGGACUUACCCGAGGACACCCAGGAGCGUUUCAACGCAUUGUUCAGUAUGAGAGCCAAAUGGACGGAGGUGGAUAUUUCACCGUACAUCAAGGACCUGUGUGCGGAGAAGCAAACCAUCGGGGCUUUGUUGACUAAAUACGCAAGAUCUUCUGUUCAGAAUGGCGUCAAAUUAUUUAAUUCUAGGCGGCCACUUACCUAGCACCACACUCAUGUAUUCUGUGUAGUGUACAUACGUGUGUUUUCCCUUUUAUAAACUGUAUUAUAAUAAUAA